GUUAUUUUAUGUUUAUGUAAACACCUAACCUAACCUUAUGGAUCUGACAACUCUUAUAUUUGACAGCGACAUUGAAUUGGUUUUAUUUAUUUUGAGAAAAAGUAUUGAAUUUUUUAAAACAUGGGACUACUUGAAAGUUUAUAUGACAUGAACUAUAAUGCAGAAUUAAGUGUUCAUAUAGAGUGCACAGUUAUAUAGCUUCUAAAUUACAGUAAAAGUAAUCUAACCAAUAUGAAUUCGAAUUCCACACCAGUUUCAGUCACUAGCGAUGAAGUAGAUAAUUUCAGACGGAGUCUGUUACAAUUACAGACCCCUAGUGCCAUCGAAAGAGUUGUUGAUUGGAUGGGAAUCAACGACAAUUCAUUAUCGUUCAAAGAUAGUGAAACGAAAAAUCUAGAUAAUUUAGGUACUUUCUACAGAUGUGACUAUAAAUCCAAUAAUACAGAUACUCAAGUGAACAUUGAUGACACAAAUUUAACAUCAGUAUUUAAUAAAAGUGUACCAUUGUGGGAGUCGCCAAAUUCUAUUGAUAGUAAAUCCACACAUGACACACUUGAAAAUAGUAAUCAAGACAUUUUGAAGCCUAGAAAUGAGUUUGUUAAUUCCUAUCAAUCAAAAAAAAACAAUUAUCAUUUCGUUCCCCCACCCAGUGUGGAGAGCAAAAAGAAGGAACUUUGUUCAUAUCUAAAAUUGAUGAAUCGUGGUUAUAAAAAAGAAGUGUUUUCUUCAAGAUGUAGAAGAUCUACCAGAGUUCAGAACUUGGAAAAAAAAAAGAAGAUAUAUUCCAAUCAUCGAUGUAAUGAUGAAGUGUGUAGUGAAAAAUCAACAAAAACGAAUAAAAGUAGACUGAGUGAUAAAGUUGAAUCUAUUGCAUUACAAUCAUUUGAAGACCUUAAUAUGAUAGUUGAUGUAUCAAAAUACCCCUCAUUACAGGAGGAUAUUGAUAAAAAAAGGUUCAAUUUUAUUAUGCCACCAGAAACAGUUUUGAAGGAGUUUGUUGAUUUUAAAAAUUGGAUAGAACCAUUUGUUGAUGAUCAAAAUAAUCAAAAUGGCUCAUUUGAUAAAAAUCAUAUUAGUAAUUCAAAUAAUCAUGACUCAACAGUCAUUACAGAUAACAAUGAAAAAAUUGAAAUUUCCGAAAUAACUCAAAUUGGUAAGAGGAAAAGAGAAUUCGAUAAAUUCCGGAAGAAAAUUAAAAAAAGAGUAAUUUCAAGUGAGGAUACUCAUAAUAAUAGUAAAAAAGAUGAGAGUAAUGAUAAAAUGGGACAACAAAUAGUGUAUUCUAAAACAAAUAAAAAAAUCCAUGAUUCUAUGUCAAUAACUAAGAAUAGUAAUAAUUGUAUAGUUUUAUUACAUAAUGAAAUUUUAGUACAUAGGGAUGAAGAGGAUUUCAAAGAAAAUUUGGCAAAUAUUGAAGAAAAACAAAAUAUUGAUGACUCGGAGUCAGAGGAAACUGAAAAUAUAAAGAUAAGAAUAGACUAUGAAUCGACACAUCUUAAUGAUGAAGAAAUGAAGUAUCACAAUACCUCAUCAAGUGGAAAUAGCAUAAUGUCUUAUCAAACGCUAUACUUUAAAGGCUUCCAAAGAGAAGACAGAGAGAAAAGUGAAUUAAUGCUAUCUUAUUUCAAUUUCUCUACAAACUGUAUUCAUUGUGUACCUGACAAUAAAGAAAAUAGAAAUUACAUAUGCCGUAUAUAUUUGAAAGAAAAUGAAAAAAAUGGUAUUUGUUCAACUGAAAAUCAAAUAAACAGAAAUGAUAUAAAUAUCAAAGAUACAAUAGAAAUUCGGUCGAAGAGUGAUUCUACAUCUGAUGCAUAUUCUAGUGCAGAAUCUGAAGAUAGUUCCACUAGUGAUUCUACUUCAAUAUCAACGCCUAACUGUGAAAUAAUCAGUCCCAGUCAAAUAACUAAAAGACUUCUUGAAGUUAAACCCUUUUGUGAAAGAUCAGAUAUCCAAUCUCUACAUAAUCUAUUGAAUAGACCAGUUAAGAAAGUCUCAAGUUCGAUUGUAUUGAAUUCUGUUCAUGACUGGGAUUCAGAUAAUAGCAUGAAUGGAAAACAGAAAUUUGAGAGCAGUAAAAAUAAUUCCCAUUUUAUUUCCUUUAACAAGGAAAAUGGUUCAAUUCUGAAUGCUGUUUAUGUAGAUUUUCAUUUAAUACUUAUUCAGGAAUUUUCUGUUUCAAUGUGGAAUCAAACUGCAUUGGGAAAUGUGUUAGGUGCACAAAAUUUAUGGAUAUUUAAUGGUGAUACCAAAAAAUUGAUACUAAAUAAGGAAUGCAUAAGGAAAAAAUCAUUGGAAAUGACAGUAUCAACAGAUGAUUGUGUUGCUUAUUUUGAGCUUUGGACCAAAGAACAUAAAUCAGACUUUCGACAGGGGCCAGUGGCUGAUAUUUUCGUAAUAGUUUAUUUUUGGCUACAAAAAUCUAAUAAAAUUGAUAAAAAGGUUCAUCAGUUGGAAAAUAUCAAAGGAUUUUCGGAUGAUGUGCAAUAUGUUGUUUUGAAACCAUCAUUAAACAUUAUCGUGAGUUGGCAUUCCGUUAUUCAAGAUGUGAAAAUAACGCAAGUUCAUGUUUAUACUUUGGCAUCUGACUUUCAAAAGAUAGUAAAUGUAAGAGCGAUGUCUAGGGUAGAGCAUUAUGUAUCUUCUUUACAUAACAUUGAAGAUUGCGAGGAACUCCUGAUGGGUUGUGGAGAAAAUGCAAUAACACUAUGGAAUAUAGAACAUGGAUAUAUAGUAUCAACGAUUAAAUUGAAUGAUAUCAAAUUAUCUCUUUCUACUCUUUGGGCCAAGUGUGAUAGAGGUAUACUGUUUAUACUUCAGCAGUGUGUGGAUAAAGAACUUAGACUGAUAGCUAUUAAUGGUAGAAGUCAGUCGUGGAAGAAGUUAAAAAGUUAUAAACCUCCUGAAGGUCUCGAAAGGAUCCAGAAUGUGUACAUUGAAAAUGGAGUCCUGAUAUCAUUCUAUGAAGAAGGCGUAGUUUGUUGGAAAGCACAAACUACUGAACAAAUUAUGGAGGAGAACCAUGAGACUGAUAUGAAAUAUUUUUCAUCUGGAAAAUAUGUUAUUAUGACCACUGAAAAAACUGCCUUCAUCAGACACGCCCUUACACAUCUCCUGACGGCCGAUUAAAAUUGUAAUAUUAUUUGUAAAUAUUUCAUUUAAUUGUUUGAUUUUAAAUAACUAUAUGAAGAAAUAUAUGAUGUUUUUGUAGAGAA
Messenger RNA from Harmonia axyridis, 3215 nucleotides. Its product is annotated as putative histone-lysine N-methyltransferase 1. The transcript has 7 exons. Gene Ontology annotation, molecular function: protein binding. Lineage: Eukaryota; Metazoa; Arthropoda; Insecta; Coleoptera; Coccinellidae. The record is from RefSeq and is a predicted model, not a curated record. Bases 232 to 3129 code for a protein of 965 amino acids.